Molecule: messenger RNA, 3365 nt
Organism: Ruditapes philippinarum (Manila clam)
Lineage: Eukaryota; Metazoa; Mollusca; Bivalvia; Venerida; Veneridae
Product: anoctamin-8-like
Exons: 15
Coding region: 559-3231 (890 amino acids)
Biological process (GO): chloride transmembrane transport
Cellular component (GO): plasma membrane
Molecular function (GO): chloride channel activity
Source: RefSeq, a predicted model, not a curated record
CCAAAUUCUAGAUUUGUAAAUUCCUAUUCUAAUAUCUGACAACCAUAAACUAAUCUAUAUUGAUCACUUUCAACUUCUAAAAACAGCAACACGACUUAAAUGAAAUGUCAAAAAUAUCUCUCCAAUUUUCAUGAGAAGCAAUCCUUUUCUAGGUCUGUUUCCAAAUAUAAAAUAAACCGAAGACAAAUAUAAAAGAAGAAAAUGGACUUCUUUUCAGUAUAGCCGUGUCUUAAAUGAUGAUUAUACUGUGAAAAGUGAGAAUGUUCAGCGCGCAAUUAUUGGGAAAAGUUACAGUGUCUCAUUUAGACCUAACUCUUAUUUUAUUGGAGCAGAUUAAAAUUCAAAAGACAUUUACAAACAGGGAGCACUUUAUAUCUAGAAUGGAAAAAGAAAAUGUGAAUAUUGGACACAUUUCCAUGGAAACAGAACGUCAACACACCAUGGUGACAAGCUCUAACACUCCUUACACAGAGAUACACCAAACUGAGUACAACAAGACUUGUAGCCUCCAGUAAAGUCCUUCAUAGUGCAAUCCCAACACAUAACUGUGACAUCAUUAUGACACUGCCCGCAAAAACUGAUGAUGUCAUACUCAUGUGGUUGCUGGCUCGUCUAAGGUCAAGGUCACCACAGAUACAUGUACAUGUAAGACAUUGGAAGAACACUGGAAUGUAUGCCUUCUACAUGACUGCAAAUUAUGAGAAUUUGUUGCAUGGUGCUGAGGUACUAGGUAUCAGAAAGGUGCUAAAGUCUGAGUUUGGAGGUGGCAAGCGCGAGUUUAUGUUUGAGGACCAGCUCUGUUACCAUGGUAUCGAAGACGAGGAUUCGUUCCUAACGAGCGAGGAGAGACAGAGCAUUGUUUAUCAUUACCUGCUAAAUCUACGUGCCUGUCCAGGUGAAACUCUUGGAAAAGUGAAAUUCUUAGAGGGUCAAGCUAUAGUGCCUUUAUUGGAGUCUAAGAAGAUAGUAUCGCAGGUGUUUCCCCUGCAUGAGACGGCAGUGCUAGAUAAGCUCACGAAGACAUGGGUUCAGUCUGUAUUCAAUUUUCAGCCUCUUGAUAAGAUUUGUGAGUAUUUUAGUGUGAAAGUUUCCAUGUAUUUCGCCUAUCUUGGUCAUUACACAUUGGCAUUGACAGCUCCAACUCUUCUUGGUAUCAUCUUCUGGUUUAUACAGUCAAAUAAUCAGUUGAUGGAAGACGUGUGUUUUGUGACAUUUGCAUUAUUCAACGUUUUUUGGGCGUCAGUAUACACAGAGCAAUGGAGACGAAGAAGCGCUGCUCUAGCAUAUAAAUGGGGAACCCUAGACAAGAAAAAUGAACUCUUACAGGACCCUCGUCCACUUUAUACGGGUUAUCUUGUCACUAGCCCAGUAACUGGCCGUCAGGAACCACACUACCCAUCAUGGAAACGCCAUCUUUUUCGCUACUGUGUCACGGUUCCUGUGAUACUGUUCUGUCUGAACAUUGUUUUUUGUGUCAUGUUGCUCAUUUUUGAGCUCCAGGAGUGGGUGAACGGUCUUGUUAAAAGUGAAGAUAUUCCAGCAUUUUGUCAGUUCUUGCCGAAAAUUCUUCUAGCUGUUUGUAUCGGAAUUCUAGAUGAAAUAUAUAAAAAGAUUGCGACCUGGCUUAAUGAUAGAGAAAAUUACAGGAUGGAUGAAGCAUAUGAAAAUAACUUGAUCAUCAAAUUAGUUUUGUUUCAGUUUGUGAACUCAUUCCUGUCGUUAUUCUACAUAGCAUUCUAUCUACAAGAUAUGGACCGACUUCGCGAUCAACUGGCAACAUUAAUGAUCACGCGUCAAGUGAUCGGAAACAUACGUGAAGCACUCGUACCAUAUGUGUUGUGGAAGAUGAAAUUGAUGAAAGUUGGAUAUAAUAUAACUGGUCACAUGUCUCCAGAUACACUGAAGAAAGAAAUAAAAGGUUUAGGUUUAAGCGGGUCAUGUGAUUCUGAUAAUGAAAACAAUGAGGAAACUGACAAUAUAUCCACUGGUUUGACACCAGAUGGCGCUCCAGAUGUUUCUGAGGAACCGGUUUGCACCAGACAAGUGUUUUCAGAGGAAUGCUCAUCAAAAGACUGUUCCUCACCAGAGAAAGUUCCGGUGGAUCAAAAUUCUGAACUUACACUUACACAGGCAGAAAUAGAGAGCACAAUGAAAAAGUAUGAGGACACAUUUGACGAUUAUUUGGAAAUGUUUAUACAGUAUGGAUAUGUGAUAUUGUUUUCAUCUGCUUUUCCAUUGGCUGCACUCUUUGCCUUACUAAACAACGUUAUUGAGAUACGCAGUGAUGCUUUCAAACUUUGCAUCUACCAUCAACGACCUUUCGGAAAAAGAGUUCGCAACAUUGGCAUCUGGCAGGAUGCAUUGAGAGUAAUGGGUCUGAUAGCUGUAGUUGUAAACAGUGCUCUGAUUGGUGUAUCUGGGCAGAUGACCCGAAUGACCCCUGACCUUGACACAACCUCAAGAAUUUUUGUAAUUCUAGCCCUUGAGCAUGUUAUACUGGUAUUGAAAAUGUUAUUUACCUAUGCAAUACCAAGUCAACCACAGUGGAUAUCACAGGAAGUUGCUAGACUAGAGUUUCAGAGGAGGGAGGCUUUAAAAAGUGUAGAGUCGCAUUUAUCAUCACCAGAUGUCCGAGUUGGCCAUUCGCCAACAAAAGUUUCGAGUCCUAUAUGCAAUCCAGCCCGAGGAUUUUCUACUCCGAGUAUUCCUGCCAGGCAUCACUCGUCCGAUCUGACAUUAUUAUCUCAGGAACCAUGCCUUUCCCUCCAAAAUAAACAAUCUCUAACUCAAACGCAAUCUCUACUCACUGGAGCAGAUAAUCUCGAUACCAAAAAAUAUUCGACAGUCACUGCCUUAAAACCUGAACAGUUAUCCCUUUUUUCUCAAAAUCCAUCGUCCAUUUCUGUGCCUUCAGACUCAAAUACUGACAGUUUAUCUGCAGUGGUAAAUACCUCAUCCAAACAAGUGCAAUCAUUUAUGUCUCUCCAAAAAUCCGAGAACCAGACUAGUACACAGGUGUAUGAUAAGUCUGGUUCCCGGAAUGUGUUACGGACUACAAUUCCUGUAUUAGAGAUGAAGGAAAACAUAACAGUAAUCAGGCCGUGGGAUGGAUACAGUCUCACAGAGCAGGAAGCCAGGAUGCAAACUAGACAACGUAUUUUACAGAGUGCUAAACUUAGACAGGAAGAAGAGGCUAAAUUGAUUCAAAGAAAAUCUGCCAGCAAUUUGUGAAAUUAUUUAUUAUUCUUUAAUAUUGUACAAUUUGCAGCUUCUUUAUUCAUACAAAGAAAAUUACUUGAAUAUUUCUUGCACAGUGUGCCAUUAUUUACAUAUUUAUAUUUUAUCAUGUUUAGCAUGAAAUGCAA